Messenger RNA from Pelobates fuscus (common spadefoot toad), 3711 nucleotides. It is a transcript of the gene MAN2C1, whose product is annotated as mannosidase alpha class 2C member 1. The transcript is spliced from 26 exons. Lineage: Eukaryota; Metazoa; Chordata; Amphibia; Anura; Pelobatidae. Bases 27 to 3164 code for a protein of 1045 amino acids. The record is from RefSeq and is a predicted model, not a curated record. Gene Ontology annotation, molecular function: alpha-mannosidase activity; carbohydrate binding. Gene Ontology annotation, biological process: oligosaccharide catabolic process; mannose metabolic process.
UAGUGCUUACAGUCUGGAGGACCAACAUGGAGCAGCAGGGGAACCAGGGUCCCAUUCACUCUGCAGCUUACCUGGUGCAAAAAAACAGAAGGACAACACUAGAGCGGGUGGAGAAAUUCAUCUCUGACCAGUACUUUACUGACUGCAACCUGAGGGGGAAGUUGUUUGGAGAGAAAUGUCCUCUAGAUUCCAUCUCAUAUUACCUAACAGAAAAACGAAUUCCUUACAAGGAUGCGAUAAAACAAGAGUUUCAGGAAACGCAGGUUGGAAAGAGCUUUGGUCCCACAUGGUGGACAUGCUGGUUUAAAGUGCAGUUGAGCAUCCCUAAAAAUUGGUUGGGGAAGGAAGUUCACUUGGUAUGGGAGAGCGAUGGUGAGGGAAUGGUAUGGAAGGAUGGACAGCCAAUCCAGGGAUUGACAAAAGAAGGGCAGAAAACAAGUUACGUGUUGACCAACGCAUUGAAAGACCAGGAUCCACACAGCAUGACACUGUACAUAGAGGUGGCUUGCAAUGGCCUGUUUGGUGCUGGCCAGGGGAGUAUGAUUGCACCAGUCGAUGCUCAUAAAAUGUUUAUGCUGCAAAAGGCAGAGCUUGCGAUUUUUCAUCGAGAUGUGCAAGAGUUACUGCUGGAUUUUGAAAUCCUAUAUGACAUGGCUAAGUUGCUCGGUGAAGAUAACCAAAGAAGUUUUCAGGCCCUGUAUGUGGCCAAUCAAAUGGUCAACCUGUGUAAUGUGAAUGACCCAAGCACAUUUUCUGCUGUGCGCAAGUUAGCUUCCACCUUUUUCAAACAGAAGAAUGGAGACAGCCAGCAUGUUGUUCAUGCCAUGGGACACUGCCACAUUGAUUCAGCCUGGCUGUGGCCAUAUGAAGAGACAAUUAGAAAAUGUGCUCGCAGUUGGGUAACGGUGAUACAGCUGAUGUCCAAAUAUCCAGAAUUCACAUUUACUUGCUCUCAGGCACAACAGUUGGAAUGGGUGAAAACGUGGUAUCCUGGUUUAUACUCCCAAAUUCAAGAAUAUGCCAAGCGAGGGCAGUUCAUACCAGUUGGAGGGACCUGGGUAGAGAUGGAUGGAAACCUUCCAAGUGGUGAGUCCAUGGUUCGGCAGUUCCUUCAGGGUCAACAUUUUUUCCUCCAGGAGUUUGGCAAGCUGUGUGAAGAGUUUUGGCUACCGGAUACCUUUGGGUAUUCUGCUCAGCUGCCGCAAAUAAUGAACGGCUGUGGAAUCAAGCGCUUCUUAACUCAGAAACUCAGCUGGAGCCUAGUCAAUGCUUUUCCUCAUCAUACAUUUCACUGGAAGAGCAUUGAUGGGUCUGCGGUUCUGGCUCACUUUCCUCCAGGAGAUUCAUACGGAAUGAUGGGUAAAGUAGAAGAGAUUCUGAAAACUGUGAAAAACAAUAGGGAUAAAGGUCGUGUCAAUUCCAGUAUAUUCCUUUACGGGUUUGGUGAUGGAGGAGGAGGUCCUACAGAGCAAAUGCUGGGCAGACUGAACAGGAUGAAAGAUGUAGAUGGCUUACCUCGAGUCAAAAUGUCUUCUCCGGAUCAAUUUUUUUCUGCAGUGGAAACAGACACAUCUCAGCUCUGCACUUGGGUUGGAGAAUUGUUUCUUGAGUUACACAAUGGAACUUACACCACUCAAGCACAGAUAAAGAAAGGGAACCGGAAGUGUGAGGAGCUACUCCAUGAUGUGGAAAUCCUCAGCUCUUUUGCUCUUGCACAGAACAGCACAUUCAGUUAUCCCAGUGCAAAGCUGCAGCAUCUGUGGAGGCUCCUGCUGCUGAAUCAGUUUCACGAUGUGCUGCCUGGUAGCUGUAUUGAACAGGUUGUAGAGGAUGCUCUGUCAUACUAUAAUGAAAUUCGAACAGAAGGUGCCAAGCUUCUCAAUGAAUCUAUUCAGGCCUUAUUGAAACUGCCCUCCUCUUCACAACCUUCCUUCGACCAGCCGAUAACUGUUAUAAACACAUUGCCAUGGGAGCGAAUGGAACUAGUUUCCUUCCCCGGGACUUCAGGGCAUCAAAAAAUGGGCUUUGUGAAGGUGCCAAGUAUGGGUUAUGUCGUAGGUCCUGAGAGUGUGUUACCCUGUGACAUUGUCAGAGUACUAAGACAGGAAGAUAACUCCAUAAUAAUGGAGAACGGAAUCCUGCGUGCCAGCAUUGAUUCAGUGGGUCGUUUAACAUCAGUAAAAUUGCUAGCCUCUAAUAGAGAAUCUGUACCUGAAAACUGUUACGGAAACCAGUUUGUAAUGUUUGAUGAUAUCCCACUUUACUGGGAUGCCUGGGAUGUGAUGGACUAUCAUCUAGAAACCAGGAAGCCAUUAACAAAUAUUGUGCGCAAAGUGGAGAUUAGCACCAACGAAGGACUAAGAGGAGUCGUCACUUUCUCUUUGCAAAUCACUGAGAAGAGCUCUAUUGAGCAGGAGAUUGUCCUUGAUGCUGCUUGUCCUUACAUCAGGUUUAACACCAAGGUAACAUGGCAUGAGGCUCACAAGUUUUUGAAAGUUGAAUUUCCAACCAAAGUGCACAGUUCAAACGCAACGUACGAGAUUCAGUUUGGGCACCUUCAGAGGCCGACUCACAGAAACACGUCUUGGGACUGGGCUCGUUACGAGGUUUGGGCUCACCGAUGGAUGGACAUUUCCGAGCACGGUUUUGGGGUUGCAUUGCUUAAUGACUGUAAAUACGGUUGUUCUGCCCUGGGGAAUGUUCUGAGCCUAUCACUCCUAAGAGCUCCAAAGUCCCCAGAUGCCACAGCAGAUAUGGGGCAUCAUGAGUUUUCCUACGCACUUAUGCCACAUGCAGGAUCAUUUCAGGAGGCCGGGGUUAUUCAACAUGCGUAUAGCUUCUGUAUUCCACUUAUUACCACCUCAACAGUGGGAUCACAAACCAGUUCUUGGAGCGCCUUUACUGUCCUUUCACCAGCCGUAAUCCUAGAAACGGUUAAACAGGCAGAGAACCAGCCUGGCUCUCUGGUACUGAGAUUAUAUGAAUCCUUUGGCAGCACUGUGGACACCUGGCUGCAGACAUCACUCCCUGUGCAAGAGGUUUUCUUGUGUGAUCUCCUCGAACGCCCUUAUAGCAGUCAGCCGCUUCCGCUAGAGGAGAGCGGAGUGAAACUAUCAUUUACGCCUUUCAAGGUCCUGACUGUUCUUCUACUUCUGAAAAGAUAAUUUGAGCAAACUUUCCUGUACGUCCUGCAGGUUUCAAGCUAGUGAACUAGUUCUGAAUAGUUAAAUUAAUGGAUGAGAAUAUGUCCUGUACACCCCACGAGGUUCUGAUUGGUCUACUAGUGCUACGGAGAUUAAUGGAAAGAGGAGAAAACUGCCCUUAACACCUUUCAGAGUUUUGACUGUUCCUGUUCCGAAGAGAAAAAUCCAUGAAUCUGUAGUGUUAAUGGGCAGCAUGUGCCAACCAGCUAUUAACCAACAACUUCAAGAGAAUCGUCCAAGUACCCAGAUCUCCCUUUAUUACAUGUUUCCUGCGAUUGGUGUUGUCCUCUGUUAUCCGAUAUUGGUACUAUUGUAUUAAAUUUGAAAUUCACUGUGAAUUCACACUUUAGUGAAUAACUCUGUAUAUGAAAAGGUUAAUGACUUUAUAAAAUCAUGAAUAAAUAUCAUUAUGAAAGUCUGCAGAACAAAAAUAUUACUUGUAUUCUGUGUGUAGCUCCGUCUAAUUUGGAAAAUACAUACGUACCAGAAUAAAUACGUACAUUCCAUA